AUGAAGACGAGCACCGUUCUGUUUGCCGCUUUCGCCGCGGUCGCUGCGAUUCAAGCCGAAACGACCAAUUCAACCGUGAAGUACAUCGAUUACUCGAGUUUGAAGAAGUUUACGAGGGCUCCAGCUACCAAAGAGACCAAUUCGACCGUGAAGUACAUCGACUAUUCGAGUUUGAAGAAAUUCACGAGGGCUCCAGCUACAAAGAAGACCAGCACGGCCGGUUCUAACGAACAACAACAACAGGAGCAAAACCAACAGCAGCAACAAUCCAGCCUGUCGGGUUCUCAUGAACAGCAGGAGGAGAUUGAAACGCCCGCCCCGACGCACGUGCCUAUUCCUACCCGACCGGACCCUAGACAGACCGAAGCUCCGACACCCGCACCGACACCGGCGCCGACUCCGGCUCCGACACCUGCACCGACACCCGAUCCGGGUCCGUGGGUAGCGAAGUGGAUCGACCACGACCAAGUUAAGCCGUUCCCGCAACCAGAGCCCGUCACCAUUUCGGAGAAGGCAGCAGUCAAGUUCAAGCCUCAGAUUCACAUCACGAACGGAUGUCACCCGUACCCUGCGGUGAACGAAGCCGGUGAAACCAGUGGCGGUCUCAAAACGAAGGGUGCUCCCAGCGCUAAAUGCAAGGGAUCUGGAUGGGGUUCUCAGGUGUACGGCCGAUCUACGUGGGUCCAGGGCAUCUGGGCCAUCAUGUAUUCGUGGUACUUCCCCAAGGACUCGCCGUCCUCGGGACUGGGCCACCGUCACGACUGGGAGCACGUCAUCGUGUGGAUCGACAACCCCGACGUGGAAAACCCCAAGAUUUUGGCCGUGACCCCGUCGGCUCACGAUGGUUAUUCCAAGCAGGUCCCUCCGAAUGCCGACUGCGUUGACGGUACGAGCGUGAAGGUCAAGUACGAGAGCCACUGGCCGAUCAACCACGCUCUUGAAUCCACUUCCGAGGGCGGUGACUUCCAGGACCUUAUCAUGUGGGAUCAGCUCUCAGAGGACGCCCGUCGGGCCAUGAACGGCGUCGGCUGGGGCAAGGCAAACACACCUUUCAACGAUGGUAACUUCAAGCCUAAGCUGGAGAAAGCGUGGCCUUUUAAGAAAUGA
Phytophthora nicotianae INRA-310 is the source of this 1107-nucleotide messenger RNA. RefSeq lists its product as hypothetical. Bases 1 to 1107 code for a protein of 368 amino acids. The transcript has a single exon. Lineage: Eukaryota; Oomycota; Peronosporomycetes; Peronosporales; Peronosporaceae. The record is from RefSeq and is a predicted model, not a curated record.